Messenger RNA from Pogoniulus pusillus (Red-fronted tinkerbird), 8288 nucleotides. RefSeq names its product solute carrier family 7 member 5 (gene SLC7A5). NCBI's taxonomy places the organism in Eukaryota, Metazoa, Chordata, Aves, Piciformes, Lybiidae. Gene Ontology annotation, biological process: neutral amino acid transport; amino acid transmembrane transport. Bases 137 to 1714 code for a protein of 525 amino acids. Gene Ontology annotation, molecular function: neutral L-amino acid transmembrane transporter activity; L-amino acid transmembrane transporter activity. The transcript is spliced from 10 exons. The record is from RefSeq and is a predicted model, not a curated record. Gene Ontology annotation, cellular component: membrane.
AGGCGCUCGGUGCUCGCCGCCCACCGCCGCCGGAACAAAAGGGGCGGCUGCAUGGUGGCUGCGGAGCGCUCGGCCGCGCCCGCCCCGCUGCGAUCCCCUCUCCGCUUCCCGCUCCCCCGUUCCCCUUCCCGCCACCAUGUCGGGCAGCGGCGGCAGCAACAGCGCGGUGAAGAAGAGGAGCCCGGCGGGCUCGGCCUCCUCGCUGGCGCAGGAGGAGAAGCUGGCGAUGGAGAAGAUGCUGGAGGUGGCGAGCGGUGCGGCUCAGGAGAACGGCUGCGCCCGCUCGCCAUCGCCCGGCGGCUCGGCUGAGGGCGAGGGGGUGACGCUGCAGCGCUCCAUCACGCUGCUCAACGGCGUGGCCAUCAUCGUGGGCACCAUCAUAGGGUCCGGCAUCUUUGUCACCCCUACCGGCGUGCUGCGAGAGGCCGGUUCGCCCGGCUUCUCGCUGGUGGUGUGGGCUGUCUGCGGGGCCUUCUCCAUCGUGGGUGCCCUCUGCUACGCUGAGCUGGGCACCACUAUCACCAAAUCCGGCGGGGACUACGCCUACAUGCUGGAGGUGUACGGCUCUCUGCCCGCCUUCCUCAAGCUCUGGAUAGAGCUGCUGAUCAUCCGGCCUUCCUCACAGUACAUCGUGGCUCUGGUCUUCGCUACCUACCUGCUCAAGCCCCUCUUCCCUACCUGCCCGGUGCCUGACGAGGCUGCCAAGCUGGUGGCUUGUCUGUGUGUCCUGCUCCUCACAGCGGUGAACUGUUACAGUGUGAAAGCUGCUACUCGUGUUCAGGAUGCCUUUGCUGCGGCAAAGCUGCUGGCGCUGGCUCUGAUCAUCAUUCUUGGCUUCGUGCAGCUUGCAAAGGGUGAUGUGUCAAACCUGACUCCUCAGCACUCCUUCGAAGGCACGAAGGUUGAAGUGGGGAACAUUGUGUUAGCUCUCUACAGUGGUCUCUUUGCCUAUGGAGGAUGGAAUUACUUGAAUUUUGUUACAGAAGAGAUGAUCAAUCCCUACAGAAACCUGCCUCUGGCUAUCAUCAUCUCACUACCUGUGGUCACCUUGGUUUAUGUGCUGACAAACCUGGCUUACUUCACAACCCUGUCAACCGAGCAGAUGCUGACAUCCGAAGCUGUAGCUGUGGACUUUGGAAACUAUCACCUUGGUGUCAUGUCCUGGAUCAUUCCUGUCUUUGUUGGCUUGUCAUGCUUUGGAUCUGUUAAUGGAUCUCUCUUCACUUCUUCCCGGCUGUUCUUUGUGGGAUCCCGAGAAGGACACUUGCCUUCAAUCCUGUCUAUGAUUCACCCCAGGCUCCUCACUCCUAUGCCAUCCCUCAUCUUCACGUGCAUCAUGACUCUGCUUUAUGCUUUCUCCAACAACAUUUUCUCAGUCAUCAACUUCUUCAGCUUCUUCAACUGGCUAUGUGUGGCUCUGGCCAUCAUCGGCAUGAUGUGGCUGCGUUACAAGAAGCCAGAGCUGGAAAGGCCCAUCAAGGUGAACAUCUGCCUGCCCAUUUUCUUCAUCCUGGCUUGCUUGUUUCUCAUUGCUGUUUCCUUCUGGAUGACACCGAAGGAAUGUGCGAUCGGCUUCGCCAUCAUCUUCAGCGGGAUCCCCAUUUACUUCUUCGGGGUCUGGUGGCAAAACAAGCCCAAGUGGGUCCUCCAAGCCAUCUACUCUGCCACAGUCCUGUGCCAGAAACUGAUGGAAGUGGUUCCACAGGAAUCCUAAGCAGGAGGAGCAGAGACACUGAGCUCGAGGAAACGCACAACACUGUUUUGAGAUGACACAAGGAGAAAACGCUUCUGAUCCCUCAUAAAUGAAACCUAGGCACUGGAGCACCCCGUUGGAGCCACUUCGUGUCUGACACCAAGCCUCUGGCUCUGCCUUGUCUCCUCCAGCCCCUCCAUCACUCCCCUGUAACCUGGCAGAUGAGCAAGCCUGCAGUGAGAAGUUCUUGGUACGAAUGUGGGCCAGGAGGAGGAAUUCUUGCUGGCAGCUUCAGAGGGGCCCUGCCUGUCCAGCAGCAGCAAGUCUCAUCAGCAUCUCUGUGUGUGUGGGGGGAGGGGGUACUGAGGGCUGUGCUCUAAUUCUGUGUAGGCCGACUUGAUUUGGGUCUGGGAUACUCCAGAUAACACUAAAUGAGCCCAGUCUGAGUGUUGCCAGCUGUACAAAUAUGCCUGUGUCUGGAGCUGGGACUGUCACAGAGCUGCAGAGUGGGCCUGAGCCGGGCCCACCUGCCUUAGCUGGUCAAAGAGAGGUGGUUGGGAAGCAAAGUUUGGCUGAGGUUGGCUCACACACACACAAACUCAUACCAAAAUACGUGCUGCUGGAUGCUUUGGACUCUGUCCACUAGCAGUGACUUCAAUGAGACAAGGCAGAGCAGAAUUAGUGUCAGAGAAAUGAUGUGGGGAGGCCUCAUCUGACCUUCACUGCAUUCCUGACUAGAGCACUUGAGGCCCCUGCCACUACCUGGCUUGUAACUCAGAUCCAAGCCAUCUCCCUGCUAUUGAGCCAGUCCUCUGGAAUGCUCUUCACCAGAAUGCCCAUCCAUGGCCCUGUGACUCAGCCCUGGGGCAGGUGGAAGCCUGAGGGUGGAAUUCCUCCUGAGAAACCCAGGGAAUUGCAAUAAGCAGAAGGCCAAGUCCUCGACUUGCUUACUCUGUGUUUCUCUGUAGAUAAGAUCCUGACCAGCAUGGAAUGAGCAGUAUCAUGCUCUCCAGAUGACCCUGUUCACUGCCCACAGUAUGCCUCGUGUGCUGCCCCAAACCGUUUGCAAAGAGGAAAUGAGAGAGGUGGGAUUCCCUUGGCUCAGUCCCUGGGGUCUGUCUCUGCAUUGCCUGUCACUAUGCCCUGCAUUAUGCCAUGCAGGGGAGAUGGGACCAGCUGGGUCUGGGGGUGUAGAAAGGGGCAGAUGCUUUAUCCUAAUCUGCUGUAGAUGGUCUGGUUUGCCUUAAGAAGCAGGGCCUGGGGCCUGGUCCUUCUUAGUGCAAAACUGCGGCAUCAGGUUUGGCUUGGUGAGAUCCCCCUCGAAAUCCUCCCAUUCAGGGAGUGGUCUUAGAGCACAAACCACAAUUCACAUGUGAAAUCUUGGUGUUCUGUUGUGGUGCAGUCUCCUCCCCUGGGCCCACCCACAGUCCCUCUAGUUCCCAAGUAGUCGAAACUGUCCCCUUAGGAACAUGUUACUUUGUGUGGUCAAAAGUGUCACCUUUCCAGCAAAACUGCAGCUCUUGAACCUUCUGCUCAUGGUGCCUCUGCGCUUCAGGUGAUAAUUGGAAAUCAAAAGCAUCUUGUCCUCACAAGUGAGCUUCGUUCUCUGCUGCACAUCUUCUUUGUGCUUGUGCUUUGUGCAAAUGGGGCAUUGAGAUUACUUUAUCUCCUCAGUAUUUCUGUCAGCUAAGCUGUUGGGGAGCCAGGAUCCUCCAAGAGCUACAGCUUUCUCCUGGCUGCUCCUCAUUGCUUAGAGAUGUGUUGGGUGACAGGGCAUCGAGGACACCAAUGGUACUAGCUGAUGCUUUGUCCUUUGAGGAAGUUUUUAACCACAAGAAUCAUGUUAAGGCAGGUGGCAAACUCUCUUCUGGCAUCUGUGGCAAACUCUCUUCUGGCACCUGUGACAAUGAUGGUGGCCAGAUCUAUGUGCAGCUCUUUGCUACUGCUUCACCAGCUGCGUGUCUGCUUGGAGGCAGUGCAGGGGGAGUAGGUGAGACAAUCAUCACACUGAAAACCUUUGCUGUCAGGUGGCUUAUUCCAUGGCAGCUUAGUCUAGAGAUACCCAAACCAGCUCAGGGGCUGCUUUCGCUGUGUUAGUGUUGAGCUCUCCUGGAGCUGAGUUUGGGUGUAGCUACAGCACAGAAGAACCCAAAGCUGAUGGCCAGUGCCUGGCUCUUUAGGGACCUAUGUGCAAUGAAUUGGAGCAUCUUGGAUCCAGUGCCUGCAGAGAGGCAUUUGCAGAAGUAAGAUCAUGAACCAUAAAACCUGAACUCGAAGUUUUUGAAUCCUUCCAGCUGAAGGCUGAGAAAUUUGGGCAGAGUUGUGAUGGGAAAUCAGUGUUUAUGCUGGACCUGAUUCAUGGAGAGAGAGCCUCUGCCUGUUAUCUUCCACCUGAUCCACAGUUUUUUGGUUGUUGUGGUGAAGUUCAUCAUGAGGGUGGUGGAACACAGGAACAGGUCACCCAGGGUGGUGGUGGAGGCCCCAUCCCUAGAGAUAUUCAGGGUCAGGCUUGAUGGGGCUCUGAGCAAUCUGCUCUGGUUAAAGAUGUCCCAGCUUACUGCAGGGGAACUGGACUAGAUGGCCUUUGAAGGUCCCUUCUAACCCACCCCAUUCUAUGAUUCUUUAAUGGCCUGUGGGCUACCUUCCUGCAGGAUUCAGCGCAGGGGCUCCCAGUGCUAACACACACCAGCAGAACUCCUUGGGAAGCAAAGGAAUGGGAUUUUAACUUGCAGCCACCUCAACCCAAUGACCAGAGCAGUGCUCAGAGAUCAGAAAUGGGCCCAAAUCUCCCAAAGGCCUGGGGGCUUGACUGGAUUGGACAGACUUGAAUGACUCCCAUCAGUGGUGAAGACCAUCAAAUCACACUUAGCCCUCCUAGUGAACCUUUCACACUGGUUUUAAAGAGGAGAUGUCACCCUGAGAAGUUCUUUGGUUUUUUUUUCUUUUUUAAUUAAUUAACAGAUCUUAAUUAAAUCCUUCACUGGCUUGCUUGCUUUUUAUGGAUUUCCAUGGGGUUUCAUUUGCUGCUUUCUGUUACUAACCUACUGGCUCUGGUGUUGAUGCCACCCGUGUCAUAGAUGAUUCUGCCAGUGUCUCCCUGACAGCAGAGGUGUAGGAAGGAACUGAACCAGAUACCAGCACAGAAUGACAACAGUAUUGAAUCUGCUAAGCCACAGCUUGCAUCUCAACAAUCAUCUUUCCAAAACCUUUUUUUGUGGAUUCAUUGACCCUGACAGUUCCCUCUCCACCUCCCUGAAAGGAGGUUGGAAUGAGGUGGGGGUUGGUCUUUUCUCCCUAUAAUCAAGUGAUAGAAUGAGAGGAAAUGGCUUCAAGUUGCACCAAGGGAGGGUUAUGUUAGAUACUAGGAACAAUUUCUGUACAGAAAGAGUGGUCAGGCCUUGGAACAGGCUGCUCAGGGAGGUGGUGGAGCCACAGUACCUGGAAGUAUUCAAAGAUGUGUAGACAGGGCAUUUCAGGACAUGGUUUAAUAGCCAUGGUGGUGUCAGAUCAGCAGUUGGACCUGUUGAUCUUAGAGAUCUUUUCCAACCAAAACAAUUCUGUGAUUCUCCUCCACCAGAGUUUGGUGGCAUGGCUGUAAGAUGUUGGAUUAGGGAGAUGAGGAGUAAAGGAGUAAAACUGACCUUCAUUUAAUACAGCAAACACAAAGUCAUCUCUCCAGUGGGUGGAACUGCUGCUAUAACAGCAUCUGCUGUCCAGCACCACAGCUUGGAGCUCAGAUCAGCAGCCUACAGUGGUGCUGCCCUCAGGGGCUUGCCGUGUUCAGCUAGGUUUAGGUGUAGUAAAAAGAGAGAAUACAUCCUCCCAUGAAGGACCUCCCUGCUGCCUGCUUUCCUCAAACGUGGAGUGUAGAUGUGUCCUGGAGGACAAGUGGAGCAACACAGACCUCACAGAAAAAUUUCCAUAGCUGCCAGUCCUGGAUGUGGGAUUUUUUCUGUUGUUUCUCUGUUUGCUUCUGCUCUUUGGAGCCCAUGAUCAGGUCAUGCCUGUUGUGACCCACCAUAGGAGAUAAACCCUUCCCACAAAGGAUGCUCACAAGGGCCAUUUGCUCUCCUUAACAGUAGCUACAGUUAACGAGGCACCACAUGGAUCUGCUUCAUGUGACAGUGUUCUCCAGGAGCAAGCAGAGAGGCCAUGUCAAUGGAUUCAAAGAGGCAUUUAGGUUGGAGAAGACCUUUAGGAUCAUGGAGUAUUUCUGUAAGCCAUGGCUGUGCUGCAGUCAUCCCUUGGCCUUUGUACCAAUCCCCUUCUCAGUUACCCCUCUCCUUACCUUGUUUUCAAGUGUUGAGGCUGCCAGCAGCCCCUUGCUGGAGAUGUCGAUGGAGCAGGGACCUGCAGGGACCUGCUGAACCAUGAGGCCCGCAGAGCCAGGUGCUUCCUCACCCACUGCCUUCCUCUUUCUAAAUGAGAAACCCUCCCACCCGAGAUGGGAACCAGCCCUGCAAAACACUUCCCUCCCAAAGUCUUGGGGGUAUUUAAGUCAUCCUGGAUGAAUUCUUUAUUUGUUUUUUCUUAUUUAUGUUAACUUCCUGCAGGAUUUGCAGUGCUUCCCCUCUCAGACACCCUGUUCUGGUAAACAUGCGUCUGUUUGCGGUGGCACCCUCUGUGGAUACCCAGUUCAAAGGGGCUCUGUCACCAUUGAACAAACUUUAAAGACCCUUCAACUGGAUUAAAACUCACAAGAAGUAGCUUUGUUGUUCUCCAAGCCUCCUCCCUGUGUGUGGCUCAGUUAGGGGAAUAAAUUUGGCCCCUUCAUGGGCUUCUCUGCUGUAGGUCUGCCCAAGAGCAGAGCUCUUGAAAGGCAGCAGCAUUGCAGCUGAGCUCUUCCUGUGGCCACCAUUUCCUAACCAUGCAGAGAUGUUUGCAGUGGCAGAGUCUCAAGCUGGCUGCAGGGAAGGGCAGGAAAGGCUUCCUCUCAGCCUGGGAAGGAGCCUGAGCCUUCAGCUGAGGCUGCAGCGUUCAGGGGCUUUCAUAAGAAAUAAAACUUAAAGAAAAUAGAAGGGAACAGCCAAAUGCUGCCAUUAUGCAGUACUGUGGCUGCCUGGGGCUCCUCUCGUGGGGUGCCAGCUUUCCCAUCAACUGGCUGCACAAUUCUAUUUCCAGUGACAUCAAAGGGGAAGAUGAUGUUGGCCUUUGAGAAAGGGCUGGAACAAAGCUUCCUCCUGGAGCUUGAGAAAGGGCAACCCGGGGCCAAAAUGGCUCCGCUUUCCCCUGGGGCUCAGAUUGAGGUCUGCUGGCCGGCGCCAUGACCUUGGCAGAGCCCUAUGGACUGAAUCACAGCUUUGGGACAUCUCCAUGCACAUCCCCAGCAUGGCUGGAGCCGGCAGCACUUGGCUGCCAACCAGGGAUUGCGGCAGGCAGCUCCCUGAGGGGAUGGGAACCUGCUCCUGUGCCUCUGCCGGGCACCUUCCCUGUACCAGAGCAUCAGCAAGACCUCAGUACUGAGGAAUGCUCAAUAGGCUCUCCAGUUCUGGUGGCUUCCUGAGCUGCAGCCAGCCAGCCUUUUGCUGGUUCUAUCCAUACCUGAGUAGUUUCUUCCCAUUUUAUGUGGUCCAAACUGGAACUAGCAGCUAGGCUGAGGUGGUUCUGUGUGUCAAAGCCAAGUGUGGUUCAGCUGCAGGCAGGAAACGUGGCUUGGAUUAGGUCACCCCGAAGGAACCGAUGUCCAGAGGAUCCUUUCUUUGCUCUCAGCCCCUGCUCCUUGCAUGAGAAGGGCUGUGGCUUCCUCCAGCUGUUGAAGUGUUAAUGAGAAGAAAAAAGAGUAUUUUUAAAAAUCUUUAAUUCAUUUUUAAAUGGCCUCAAAGAGACUUUAUAGCUACACCUAAAUGUCCUCUCUGGGUGACCUCCAUCCUGGCUCAGGUGCUUGUGGUAUGUGGUGCUGCAGGGCCUGGCUGUGGCUCCUGCGCUGGGACAAACGCCCCACUUUUGGGGGGUGGGGAAAAGCCUUAUUUGUUCAGAGGACAGGGUGAGGUCUGUGUCCCACCUAAACCCUUGCACAGGGAGAAUGUUUAGUGGUGCCCAGACCUUGCACCACUGCCUGUGGGACAAAAGGAAGGUGGAGUUCACUGCUGGUGAAGAAUCUGACUUCCAGAGCCACCUUUCCUCUCAAGUCUGUUGGGUUUGGUUUGGGUUUCUUUUUUUUUUUUAAACACCUGGGAAAGGAAAAAAGAUAUUAACAGACCUGAUUAAGCAUUUUGUUAUGUUUGGUUGCUUUAAAAAUGUUUUACUAAUUUAAAUGUUGCUGUAGAUGACAUUCUAUUUAUUUUAAGGGGUUAAAGAUCUUUCAGUCUUAAUACUUCUGCAGUCGGCACUGUCUCUCUACGUUUGUGGUCCUGUCCACACAGCUACUCUCCACCACUGAUCAAGUGCUGGUCAGCCACUAGUAACUGAAUCAAACUGCCUUGUAAACCAAGAUGUCUCUUGCAAAGUCUGGUUUGGGUUUGUUGGUUUGGUUUUUUUUUUUCCUAGUGAUUCUUUUACAUCUGUGGUUAACAAAUCUGUUACAUGUUUGGGUUGUUCUAUGUUUUUUGGGGUUACUGUUUUGGUUUUUUUUUUAACAAAGAAAGCUGGAUUACAA